Molecule: messenger RNA, 1442 nt
Organism: Papilio xuthus (Asian swallowtail)
Lineage: Eukaryota; Metazoa; Arthropoda; Insecta; Lepidoptera; Papilionidae
Product: gremlin-2
Exons: 1
Coding region: 1-657 (218 amino acids)
Biological process (GO): animal organ morphogenesis
Molecular function (GO): receptor ligand activity; BMP binding
Source: RefSeq, a predicted model, not a curated record
AUGGAGAAUUUCGUGAAGACGUAUAUGUGGUUGUCGGCCGCCGCGCUGUUAGCGGCCUGCGCCAGCGCUGGCGUGGGCAGCAAGAGACCGUUCACACCGACCGACUCCAUACUGGAUAUCAUCGACACCGAACAAGUUGAGAAAAUAUUAGAAGCGAGGCGACGCAACGAGGAGGCUACCGCCGCGUCCACCUACGUACAGCACAACGAGCUCGGCGAGGGCAGCGCGGAGGCCGUGCUCGUCGCCGCGCCCGACGAUGACACCACGGUGGUCCCGCCAGGCGUCGACUUUCGAAAAAUACUCAAGUCAUCGAAAAACGCUCUGUUCGUCACCAAGAAGGAGUACCUCAAGGAAGACUGGUGUAAAACGGAACCGCUGGUGCAAAAGAUUCGCGAACCUGGAUGUUUGCCGACGACAGUGAUCAAUAAAUUUUGUUACGGCCAGUGCAACUCGUUCUACAUCCCGAAGGGUCCACGGCGGAGGGACGGAAACGAAGAGCGACCCCCGCCGGCCUUCAAGUCCUGCUCCUUCUGCAAGCCGAAGAAGUUCACCUGGAUGACGGUGACGUUACGCUGCCCAGGCCAGAACCCGCCCUUCAAGCGCAAACGGCUGCAGAAGGUGAAACAGUGCAAGUGUCUACCGGUGGGGGUGAACUGAUGUCGGCGGUGCGACGGGCCCUGACACCACGAAGGCGGCUGGACCGUCACAUCGAGCGACAAGGCUCGCCUAGACGUUCAUAGAGAGCACGACUGUCGGAGACGCAAGUGCUAACGAACAAAACGAAGAUCGGUUUGCAUUGCAACACCGACAAUGUUACCUACUAUGCUAAGUGAACGAUUGCGUAUCGCGUACCGAGUGGACAGUAAAGAGAUUCAGAUCGCGCUCGCAUACGUCAAUCGAGAUGACGUCAUGUGAUGCGUGAAUUGCAAUAAAAAAACGUUAAUGUAGAGCGACUCCGAGCGGUGGCCGCUGGAGAGCUUUAAUUGUCUUGAACGAUAUCGAUACGUUGUACUCAGUUGUCGGAAAAAACGAGUCGUAGACAAGUGACCUUGCGAUCGAUUAACAGUUCCGAUUAUUCGGUUCGCACGUAACAGUGGAAAAGUAUGAUCUAAUUGUGUACUAAUCAGAUUCAAGUGUUUGUUUAUUCUGAGAUUGUAAUAAAACAAAUCACGUUGCUACAGGACAUGUGUGAUAUUAGAAGAGUUUACUUACACUUAAUUCGAGGUAAUUAUUCAUCGCCGUUGUGUAUAUUAUUAUUUAUUUUAAUUAUAUCAGUAGUAUAGAAAAAAUACGCUUAUAUAAUACAUAAUGAUUAUGUUAAGUAUGCAUUAAUAUAGCAAACAUUUAUUAAUAACAUAUGAAUGAUUAUUUGGAUUUUGUGAUCUCCAACUGCUCUCAAGGAUAUUCAUUUAAUUACAUCAGGUUUAGGAAUUUAUUUAACU